CCGGUCAGAGUCGGCCCGUGCUCCGCUGGUGUCCGCGGGCACACCGACGGCAGCGACCGACGGCCGUGAUCAGAUCACCUGGACUGAGCACACAGCGAGACUCCCUGAGGGAACCGACCGCACCCGCGGCCGGGAAACAGACUACAGGAUGGGGAUUGCAACCAAGCUGUUGGUCUUCUACGUACUUAUGGCGACAUCGACAUGCCAAGACCCAUACAUCAAUCAGCCGCGGCUGAUCAGCCGGGACGGUCACCUGGAGAUCCGUCCGGCACUGCACCGGAACGUCAGCAUCGUCACCUCCGGCUCCGGCCGGAUCAACCUCAACCAGGUCGACCUCAACGAGCUCGUCGACAGGACGUACCGCAGCCUGCAGCUGGCAGGCGGCGGCGGCGGCGGCGGCUGGAGCGGCGGCAGCCUCCCGGCGAACCUGCAGCUGCGUCUGGAGCAGCUUGAACAGGCCGUGCAGCAGAUGCACGGCUCAGACACAGCCGCCACGCAGCAACCCAUCCUGCCCGGAUCACUCGCAGCCAGGGUGUCUCGUCUGGAGCAGACUGUACGGCAGAUGGAGCAGCAGCUUCAGACUGACGAGUGUGCUAGUAACCCGUGCCAACACGGCGGCACAUGCGUGGACCGCUACGGAGGCUACCAGUGCCGCUGUCCGCCCAACUGGCAGGGCUCGAACUGUGAGCUGGAUGUGAACGAGUGCACGCAACUGGCCGGUACGGAUCUGGGCUGUCAGAACGGCGCCACGUGCACCAACACGGCCGGAGGCUACAGUUGUCAGUGCACGUCCGGCUGGUACGGCACCGACUGCACGGAACGGACCGGCAACUGCACGCGCUCCAACGAAUGGCAACUGUGCGGACACGGCACCUGCGUCAACCAGGCUGACGGACACAAGUGCAUCUGCCAGCAGGGCUGGAAGCAGCCGGCGGGCGCCGACCCCAGCGCUCCCUGUUCUGAGGACGUGGACGAGUGCCAGGCCAGCCGACCGGCGUGCUCCCACGACCCGCCGGUGCCCUGCAUCAACACCCCGGGCUCCUUCCGCUGCGGAAACUGUCCCGCAGGAUACAUCGGGAACGGUUUCUACUGCACCGAUAUUGACGAGUGUCUGCAGAUGAAUGGUGGCUGCAGCAUGAACCCCAUGGUGGACUGCAUCAACACCAGGGGCGGCCGUCGGUGCGGGCCCUGCCCACCCGGUUACCAGGGUAACGGUCAGUACUGUCAGCUGGCCUCCGGGGGACUGUGCAGCGUCAAUAACGGCGGCUGUCACCCGCUGGCCACCUGCUACCACAACCCAGCCAUCUCCAGCAGUCACGUGCAGUGCACGUGUCCAGCCGGCUACUCGGGCUCCGGAGUCGGUCCGGCCGGCUGCUAUCAGAUGGCCGGUAGCGCUGGCAUCACGUGCGCCAGCCGGCCGUGUGUGCGCGGCACGUGCACGGACGGCGCCGCCGGCCGGGGCUUCACCUGCAGCUGCCCAGCUGGAUACACGGGUCUGCGCUGUGAGGCCGACAUAGACGAGUGCGUCGCCAGCCCGUGUCAGAACGGCGGCACGUGCACCAACACGGUGGGCUCCUUCAGCUGCAGCUGCACGGGCGACUUCACAGGCAACGUCUGCCAGACCAGGCAGCAAGCCUGCGGCGGGGUGCUGGGCUCGCCUGGGGCGAUAACGUUCCCCCACACGGGUGCCAUCUACACCCACAACACGGACUGUGGGUGGCUGCUGCGCGCGCCGCACGGCAAGGUCAUCAACGUCACCUUCACCCGCUUCCACCUGGAGAAUGCGCCCAGCUGCACCUUCGACUGGCUUCAGCUCCAUGACGGCGCCAACAGCCUAGCGCCGGUGAUCGGCGGCGGCCGGUUCUGUGGCACGCGCGCCCCCGGCGGCGGCAGCAUCGUCACCACGCACAACCUGCUCUACAUGUGGUUCCACUCGGACCACAGCGAGGCGCACAGCGGCUUCGCCAUGCACUGGAACGCCACCGACCCACAGUGCGGAGGCGAGCUGACCGAUCCGUACGGCAGUAUCAACUCGCCGGGCUACCCGGGUCAGUACCCGCACAGCCGGGACUGCGUCUGGACCGUGGAGGCGCCACUCGGCCGCCGACUGCAGUUCCAGUUCGCCGUACUGCGGCUGGAGCACCACGAGAACUGCAGCUACGAUUACUUGGAGGUCAGUCAGUCGGUCCGCGACGGUUACACGGAGGGCGCGCCGCUGCUGCAGCGCUACUGCAGCACCACCCUGCCGGCGCCCAUCACCACCUCCGGCCCGUACGCCUGGUUCCGCUUCCACACAGACGCCAGCGCCUCCGACCAGGGCUUCCACAUCACCUACUCGCAGAUACCCGGGAUCCCUGGCUGUGGCGGUGACCUGGUCGGCGAGCGGGGCACCCUGUCGACCCCGACCCACGCCGAGCGCUACCACCACAACAUGGACUGCGAGUGGAGGAUCCGCGUCCCCGCCGGAGAGAGGGUGCAGCUGGUCGUGGACCACUUCGAACUGGAAUUCAGCCGUAACUGCAUCUUUGACUUCGUGGAGAUCCGGGACGGACCGGACCCGGACAGUCCGCUGGUUGGCCGGUACUGCGGCAGAGAGUCCGUGCCGCCGCCGGUGGUCGGCACCUCCAACCAGCUCUACGUCCGCUUCUUCUCCGACAUCAGCAUCGCCCACGGCGGCUUCUCGGCCACCUACGACAUACUGUGUGGUGGUAUUUACGCGGAGCCUACUGGAUCGUUCCACUCACCAAACUACCCGCAGCCGUACCCGCACAACAAGCAGUGCGGCUACCUGAUCAGCCAGCCGGUGGGCAGCAUCGUGUCACUGCAGUUCACAGACUUUCGGAUCGAGAACCACUUCAGAUGCGCUUACGACUACGUGGAGGUGUUUGACGGAAAGGACGCCACAUUCCCAUCACUGGGGAAGUUUUGCGACGAGCCGCCGCCAAACCUUGUGUCGACUCACAACCAGAUGUAUGUCGUCUUCUCUACCGACGCCUCUGUGACCAACUACGGAUUCGUGGCCAACUAUACUGCCAUCGACAUCGGCUGCGGCGGGAUUCUGGAGGAGGAGCACGGCACGUUCACGUCUCCGACACACCCGGAGCAGUACCCGAACGGCGUGGAGUGCAGCUGGGUCAUCCACCGGCCGCCCGGUCAGGUGAUUCGGCUCACGUGGCUGGCGUUCUCCCUGGAGCGGCCCACCCGCGACGGCCACUGCUACGACACGGUGACGGUGUACGACAACAGCUCGGCGGCGGCCCUCUCCAGCAACAACGUGAUCGGCCACAGACCAUACUGCGGUUCUCAGCUUCCGCCGACAAUGACCACGAUGGGUAACAUCAUGACGAUCAAGUUCCGCGCGGACGAGUCAAUCACCGGCGAAGGCUUCUCGGCCUCAUACGCAUCCAUCAACGCCAGCACCAUGUGCGGCGGAUCGUACCACACCGCGUACGGCGAGAUCACCUCUCCCAAUUUCCCCUACAACUACCCGCCGAGCAAGGAUUGCGUCUGGACCAUCGAGGCGCCGGCUAACCAGCAGAUCAUGCUGAACUUCUCCCAUUUCCACCUGGAGGAACACCCGAACUGCCGCUACGACUACUUGGAAAUACGGAACGGAGCCGCUGAGUCGGCGCCCCUGGUCGGCCGGUUCUGCGGCGUCACCGUGCCGCCCCGGAUCACCUCCCACGCGCACAGCCUGUUCCUGCGGUUACACACCGACUCGUCCAUGGCCGGUGCCGGCUUCCGGGUUACCUGGGACGCCACCGCCACAGGGUGCGGCGGUCAGCUGACAGGGCCCGAGGGCAGCUUCACGUCGCCCGGCUACCCGCAGCCGUAUGCCCAUAACGCCGAGUGCACCUGGGUCAUCGCCGGGAACGCCGGCAGCAAGGUCCGACUCUCCAUCCUCGACCUGGACCUGGAGACCGCCACCAACUGUCGGUUCGACUUCCUCGAGGUGUACGAUGGCGUCGGUCGGUCGGCGGUGCUGAAGCACCGACUCUGUGACACGGCCCCGCUGGAUGUCAUAGAGAGCACGACCAACCUGAUGACCAUCCGAAUGGUCACCGACAUCUCUCUCAACGGCCGCGGCUUCCACGCCCGCUACAGAGUCGAUUGCAACAACGUGGUGACGGGUCAUCGGGGAGUCAUCGAGUCCCCGAACUUCCCGAACCGGUACCCGCACGACCGAGACUGCACAUGGACCAUCAAGGCGCCGCGCGGUAACGCGCUCAACAUCUCCUUCUCUCACUUUGACGUGGAAGAUCCGAUCUCGUCCGGAUGCGAGUACGACUUUCUGGAGAUCAAGGAGGGGGAUGACGACGAGGUUCCGACGCCGAUUGGCUCCCACAUGUGCGGCACUGGCUACCUGCCGGAGCCCAUAUCGACCAACAAGAGCAUCGCCUACGUGAGGUUCAAGUCGGACGCCUCCGUGGCCCACAACGGCUUCAGACUGGAGUGGAUGGUGAAUGGUUGUGGCGGCCUUCUAACGGAGAAGCGAGGCUUCUUCCAGUCUCCCAAUUAUCCUGGCCAGUACCCGAGCAACACGGACUGUGAGUGGCGGAUUCGGGUGCCACCAGGCAACAGCAUCCAGCUCACCAUCGACCGGUAUGACAUCGAGGCCAUCCACGACUGCAUCUUCGACUCUCUGAAGGUGUACGGAGGUCCCGACGUCACAGCGCCGCUGCUGGUCAGCCUGUGCCACCACCAGGCCUCCAGCACCGUGGUCACGUCACAGGGGAACACCAUGCUGGUCCGGUUCAGCAGCGACAGCUCCGUCACCGGCUCCGGCUUCCACGCCCGCUACCGGAGACGCAGAAACGGCUGCGGCGGUCGCUUCACGGCCAUGAGUGGCUCAAUUCACUCGCCAAACUACCCGCAAGUGUAUGACGACCACGCCGACUGCGUGUGGCGUAUCCGGGUCAAACCUCACCACAACAUCAAACUGACCUUCGAGGACUUCGACGUGGAACCGCACAACAACUGCUCGUACGACCACGUGGAGGUGCGGGACGGCUACUCACGCCGCUCGCCCCUGCUGCUCCAACACUGCGGAAACGAGGUCCCCCAACCGCCUACCAUCGUCUCCACCAGUAACUGGAUGUACAUCCGACUCAAGGCAGACGGAUCGCGAACGGCCAAGGGCUUCCUGGCAAAGUACACCAUGGGCUGCGGCGGAAUCAUAAACGUCACGUCUUACUCUCAAGUGAUCAGUUCGCCCCACUACCCUGUGGAGCUCACGGGCGGCCUGAACUGCAGCUGGACUCUGCAGACCAUGGAUCCCGGGAGUCACGUGUGGCUGCAGUUCACGGCACUGUCCAUGUACGGCCAGCUGGGGCCCGUCAACUGCUCCACCGACUACCUGGAGGUCCGCGAGGGCGCCGGCCCGGACGCGCCGCUGAAGCACCGCUACUGCGCCGGCGCGCGGGUCCCCCCGGCUCUCACCUCGCGCGGCAGGGCGCUCCAGCUGCGACUGCAGGUCUCCGAGACGGUGGUGGUUCGCUUCAGCGCCACAUUCAACAACAUCUCCACGGGUUGCGGCGGCACGCUGUUCUCACAGACGGGCAUGCUGGCCUCGCCGGGCUACCCGGACAGCUACCCCAACGACGUGGACUGCUGGUGGCGGAUCGGCGCCGCCCGCGGCAACGGCAUCCAGCUCAGCUUCCACGCCUUCGACCUGGAGGCCACCGACAACUGCAACGGCGACUACCUGGAGAUCCGUGAGGCGCGCAGGACGGGCCCUCUGCUCGGCCACGUCUGCGGCUCCACAGCACCCACCAACAUCAGCUCCAACAGCACCAUGUACGUGCGCUUCCACACCAACGGCGCCGGCACCAGCUCCGGCUUCCUCGCCGAGUUCUCACUAGCCCACUACAUGGAGCUGACUGGCAAUUCCGGUAUCAUCCGGUCGCCUCUGUACCCCAUGAAAUACAUGCAGCGGGAUCGGUUCAGCUGGCGAAUCAGCGUCGACAUCGGAAACUUCAUCCAGCUGAACUUCAUACGACAGGCGAUAGAUUUCGCACCGUUCGGCGGCGGCUGUCGCUCGUACCUCAAGAUAUACGACGGCUCGGACAGCACGGCCGAGCCGCUGACGGGCAGCGUUUGCGGCGUGGAGGCCCACGAGCCGGUGGUGUCCACCACCAACGAGCUGUUUGUCGAGUUCGUAAGCAACCCGCGCUACGCCGGCUCCCUGUUCACACUGUUCUGGCGGCGGCUGAGCGAGGCGCCCGCGCCCGGACAACUAUCGGGCAUAGACGGCGAGGACUGCUCGUACUCGCUGUACCUGGAGGAGGGGAACCGGACCUUGGUGACGUCCCCCGGCUUCCCGGGCGGUUACGAGAGCGGUCCCACCUGCCGGUGGACGGUCACCUCGGACCCGCACCGGCGCGUCCGGCUCACCGUCAACACGAUGGAGCUCUACAACUACUACCAGUGCUCAGCCGACAAUCUCACCGUCUACGACGGGUACCAGGGCCUGGCCGACUGGAGGCCGCUCUCCACGCUGUGCCACCGCUCCGACAGGAACACUGUUCUGACGUCCAGCGGCAGUCAGAUGCAGCUGGCCUUCUUCAGGGAGCGCUUCUACCACCGCAGGAGCACGGCCGGAUUCAACGUCACGCUCGACACCGUUUGCGGCGGCUUCCUGCGCGCUCCGAACGGUGUCAUCCAGAGUCCGGGGUACCCGGCGCGCGCCAACGGCACACUGACCUGCGAGUGGACGGUGCUGGUGCCGAUCGGCAACCAGAUCCAGGUCCGGCUGACCCAGCUCGACAUCCCCGGAGAUCCGAGCACCUGCGAACACGGAUACGUCGUGAUCCGCAACGGCGACCAGGUGGACUCGCCGUACCUGGGCUCGGGCCGGUUCUGCGGCACCAGCCGGCCGUCGCUGCCCGACACGUCCAGUCACCGGCUGCACGUGAAGCUGGUGCUGACGCCCGGCUCGGACGGCACUGGCGGCCUGCUGCGGCUCACCUACCGCUCGGCGGCUACGUGCGGCGGCCAGCUGGUGCUCAGCGACCAACAGCCGGCGCUCACCAUCAGUACGCCCAACUACCCCAACAUCCCGCCGGCCUACUCGGCGUGCCAGUGGUCGGCCGUGGCGCCCGCCUCCAGGGCCGUCCAGGUCGACUUCAUCGACUCGUUCGACAUCACUACGUCGUUCAGAUGUCGACAGGCCUAUGUGGAGGUGCGGGACGGCGGCACCAUGAUGGCCGAGCGUAUCGGUCGGCGCUACUGCUCCGACCGGCUGCCGCCCACCAUCGUCACCACCGGCAACGCGGCGCUCAUCAACUAUUACACCAACACCAGCGAGCCGCGCGGCGGCUUCCGCGCCCGCGUCGCCAUCGCCACAUGUGGCGGUACGUUCCGCGGCCGGAGGGGCACCCUGAACGUGCUGAACGGUCAGUACGAGACCAACAUGAACUGCAGCUACCACAUCCUGGGACCGGAGGGCCACUCGAUGCGCGUCUGGUUCCCCACCAUGGACAUGGAAGAGAGUCCCAACUGCACCAGCGACUACGUGCAAGUGCGCGACUUCAACAGCACAGGAGAGGUGCUGGCGCGGUACUGCGGCAGCCGCAGGGUCCGCGCCGUCACCAGUUCGGCCAACUCUGUGUUCAUCACCGUGGUCACUGACGGACAGCGCACGCAGAAUCGCGGCUUCGUGCUCAAGUUCCGCGCCAGUCUGGACGGCUGCGGUGGCUGGUUGCAGGCCUCUUCCGGCGUGAUCGAGAGCCCGGGCUACCCCCACGGGGUGCCGCGCCGUCGCCGGUGCAUCUGGCGAAUCUACGCUCCGGCCGGCCGCCGAAUCAAGCUCUCCACCACCGACUGGCAGCUGCCAGCGAACGCGCGCAACAGAGUCGGCAACUGCCGCACAGGGCUCUUCGCUGUUGACGGCUUUUCGAACGGUUCUCCCCACCUGAAUUUCACCGACACGGACUAUGUCUACUGCGGCGACUCGGCGCCGCCAGCCAUCAGCUCCAGCGGCAACCAGCUGGCGCUGGUGUUCAUUUCACGCGUGGGCAGCGGCGCAGCGCGCGGAUUCCAGAUUCAGUACACCACCGACGAGCCGGCACUGUGCGGCGGCGAGGUGACGAGCGCUGCCGGCUGGCUGGCGUCGCCCCUGUUCCCGCGGCCGUUCGCCGGCUCGGCCGAGUGCCGGUGGCACCUGACGCUCUCGGACGCCGCCAACGCCACCGCUCUCGUCACGUUCAACGCCUUCUCUCUUAAUGACUGUUCCGCGUCGCGCAUCACGGCCGAGCCAGACUAUCUUCAAUAUGAAACGGAAAAGGUGUGCGGAAAUGCAACCAUUCCUCCGCCUCUGCAUAUUCCAUUCACCGACUUCACGCUAACGUAUCGGACGCAGGGUGGUUACUGGCCGACGCACUUUAACCUGACGUACUCGGUGAGGCCGUGCGGCGGCGUGGUGACUGGUCCCGGAGUUCAGCUCUUCUCGCCUGGCUACCCGGACAACUAUCCCAACAGCAUGGACUGCGCCUGGCUGGUCACCUUCGAGGACGGCUCCGCCCGGGUGCGGUUCUCGUGGUAUGAGCUGGGCCCCGGUGAUUACAUCUCAGUGCUGAACGGGCCGGGUUCGACGGCGCCGCAGCUGGCCCGGCUGACGGGCAGCCACCCGGCUGGUGGUGAGCCGGUGGUGAUGCACGGCCAGAGCCGCUACAUGCUGGUGGUGUUCCACAGCGACGGCUCCGGCCAGCACCGCGGCUUCCUGGCCGAGACCGAGUCAGGCUGCGGCGGCGUGUACCACACCACGCACGGUGCGGUGACGUCGCCCGGUUUUCCGUCCGACUACUUACCCUCGUCCGAGUGCGAGUGGGAGGUGCGCGCCCAGCCCGGGUUCCGGCUGCAGCUCACCUUCACAAACACCUUCGACAUGGAGACCAGCGACGACUGCCAGAACGACUUUGUGGAGAUAUGGGAGAAGGUUGAUGGUCAGUACCUCAGCAUCGGAAAGUUCUGUGGAAAGACCGUGCCUCCUCCGAUUCUCAGCACCAGAAACGAAGUCAAAAUAAGGUUCAAGUCCGACGCCAAUGAACAUAACGGAAACGGAUUCCGGUUGGGCUGGAGCACCUUGUGCGGAGAGGACUUCAACUCCACCAGCGGGUCCUUCCGCUCGCCCAACUACCCGCAAAACUACCCAGACUACCUCAACUGUGUGUACCGUAUCAUGGCCCGGCCCGGGGACUACGUCGAUCUGAGCUUCGUCGACCAGUUCAUGAUCGAAGACGAGAGCGAGUGUCGCUACGACCGGCUGUCGGUGUUCGCCGGUAACAGCACGGACGGCACGGCUCUGGUCAGCACGUGUGGCGACCGCAGGCCGAGCGGUCUGACCGUGCGCGGUCCCGUCACCGUUCUCUUCACCACCGACCACUCCAUAGGAGCCGCCGGCUGGCAGGCCGAGUUCUCCGUGUCAGAGUGCGGCGGGACGGUGACCGAGCCGGGCGUGAUCCAGUCGCAGAACCACCCGGACACCUACCACCACGACACCAACUGCAGCUGGCUGGUCACAGCGCCGCCCGGGAAGGUGGUCCUCGUCAGGUUCAUGUACCUCGACCUGGAACUUGCGUACGACUGCCGGUAUGAUUCGGUGUCCGUCUUUGAAGACACUUGGCCGAACCCGACCAAACUGGUUGACAAGUACUGCGGAGACAUGAACCAAAAUCCGCCGCAUGUCAUCACCUCCUCCAGACAGGCGCUCAUCCAGUUCGUCACGGACAGGAGCGUGGCACGAGGAGGCUUCCGGGCGGCGGUUCUCUUCUCCAUCGGUCCCGACCAGAACUGCGGUGGCGACAAGACGGUCAGCGGCUCGUCGACACUCACACUGCGCUCCCCAGACACGGACAGUGACGGCGCGUACGACGACAACCUCGACUGUCGCUGGGUGGUGCGCGGGGACGCGGGCCGCGUGCUCCGGCUGACCCUACAGCAGCCCUUCAACAUCGAGGUCAACGGCUCCAGCUCCGUCUCCUGUCCGUACGACUACCUCGAGGUCCGCGACGGCUCCAGCCCCGUGUCUCCGCUGAUCGACCGCUACUGCGGCUCCCAGCUGCCGCCGGCCAUCACUGCCUCCUCCAACGAGCUCUUCAUCAAGUUCUACUCGGACGGAGAGGUGCACCGCUCCGGCUUCUCCGCACAAAUCACAAACGUCGACUCGGUGUGCGGCCGGACCCAGUUGGAGGCGACGGACACGCCACAGACCCUGCAGUCGCCCAACCACCCGGCCAACUACCCGUCCAACGUGCGCUGCGUGUGGUACCUGACGGCCGGCAGCCACUCGUCCGUGCUGGUGCACUUCACGGCGCUGCAGAUCGCCGGCGGACAGGACUGCACCGGCGACAAACUCACCGUCCAGCAGAUGCUGUCGGAGAGAACCACAUAUGGAGACGCACCUAUAUGGCACAACCACUGGUACGUGGACAGCACGUAUUGCGGUUCGACAGUACCGGCCGACAUCUACACCACGCGCGGCGGGCUGCGGCUUCAGUUCACCUCGGACGCCGACACGCAGAUGGCCGGCUUCAGGGUCCAGUACUCCCUCGCUCCGUGUAACCGGUCGGUGUCGGCGCCCUACGGUACCCUGGUAUCCGCCUGGGAGAGCUCGGGCACGGGCACGUCCGUAUGCCAGCAGCGCGUGGACGCGCCCGCCGGCACCGUCAUCACAGCCGUGGUGUACUCGACCUCCGUGCAGUCCACACAGCGGAACAUCGCGGGAGGCAACUGUGGCCGGCUCCGGGCCAAGUUUUUGGACGGCAGCUCCAGCAGCUCCCCUCUGCUGGCGGAGGAGUGCGGCAACAUCUACCAGAAGAUGGGCGUCAUCUCCACCGGAAACCACCUGACGCUGCGGGUCGAGGCCGCCGAAACCUACCGGCUACUCGCCAACUACUUCAUUUCGGAAGUCGGGGCUCACUGCGGAGGCACCUACCACGGAAUGCACGUGCAUCUGUUCAGUCCCGGCUACCCGGGCAACUACUCUCGUGACAGUGUCUGCGAGUGGACCUUCUCAGUGCCCAGCCCGUACAAGAUCGGCAUCUCAUUCGCCAACGGGGUAGACUUUUCGUCAUCGCUGGGCGGCUGCAACAGUACCUACCUGGCCAUGUACUCUGUCUCCGAUAGUGGCACGCGCACCCUGAUGACCACCAUGUGCGGAGAGUCCGGCCGAAUGGCCAAUCGAGUGACGACAACCAGCAAGAUUCUGCUCCAGUACCACACGGACACUUCCACCACCGGCAACGGCUGGUUCAUGUACCUCCGAGCCGUCCAGCAGACCUCACAAGGGAACACCGUUCUCCAUGCGAGAGACCGUCCCACCUGACGUCACCCUGCACGGACAACAGCAGCCUGGGGAUGAAAUCAUGCAUCUGUUCCGCCACCACGCUUAACACAUUUGUUCCGAUGUUAUGUAAUGCCAAUAUACGCUUGUCAUAGUCUGAA
This is a messenger RNA of Amphibalanus amphitrite, 11442 nucleotides long. RefSeq names its product cubilin-like. The record is from RefSeq and is a predicted model, not a curated record. The coding region runs from base 149 to 11323 and encodes 3724 amino acids. Gene Ontology annotation, molecular function: calcium ion binding. The transcript has 70 exons. Lineage: Eukaryota; Metazoa; Arthropoda; Thecostraca; Balanomorpha; Balanidae.